Messenger RNA from Condylostylus longicornis, 916 nucleotides. It is a transcript of the gene Ak1, whose product is annotated as adenylate kinase isoenzyme 1. Gene Ontology annotation, cellular component: cytoplasm; cytosol. The record is from RefSeq and is a predicted model, not a curated record. The coding region runs from base 114 to 689 and encodes 191 amino acids. NCBI's taxonomy places the organism in Eukaryota, Metazoa, Arthropoda, Insecta, Diptera, Dolichopodidae. Gene Ontology annotation, molecular function: ATP binding; AMP kinase activity. The transcript is spliced from 7 exons. Gene Ontology annotation, biological process: nucleoside triphosphate biosynthetic process.
UAAAGUUAUACAAUAUUAUUGUUUUGUAUACGUACGUAGUGCAGUUGCAGCUUUUAAAGGAGCGGGUAUAACAGUCGGUUGUGAUUUAUUUUGCAUUCAAUUAUAUUUAAAUUAUGAGUGAGUGUCCAAUUAUUUGGGUUUUAGGUGGACCUGGCUCCGGUAAAGGUACACAAUGUGACAGAAUUGUAGCUAAAUAUAAUUUUGAGCAUUUAAGUACCGGUGAUUUAUUAAGAGCUGAGGUAGCAUCACAAUCAGAAAUAGGAUCUCAACUUUCUGCUAUUAUGAAAGAAGGUAAACUUGUACCAAAUGAAAUAGUUUUAUCAUUAUUACAUAAUGCAAUGAAAAAAUCAGCUGGAAAAGCUAAAGGAUAUUUAAUUGAUGGAUAUCCACGUGAAAAAGAUCAAGGAGCUGCAUUUGAAAAAGCUAUUGCUCCAGUUAAUUUGAUUUUAUAUUUUGAUUGUUCUAAUGAAACACUUGUUAAAAGAAUUAUGGCUAGAGCUGCAGCUGCCGCAGAAAAAAGAGCUGAUGAUAAUGAAGAAACUGUUAAAACUAGAAUUGAAACUUUCAGAUCAAAUACUAAUUUAGUACUUGAAGGUUAUCCAAAAGUAUUGUCAACAAUCAAUGCUGAAAGAGAGGUUGAUGCAAUUUUUAAAGACUGUUGCGAUGCCAUAGACAAAGUUUUAAAAUAAAAUUCUGUCAAAACAUAAUUUCUGUGUACCUGUCUGUUAUAAUGUUAUAAAAAAACAAAAAAACAAAAUAUUAAAAAAAAAAAUUUUUUUUUUGUGUUUUUUCAUCAAAUUACGUUUUAAGUCAGUUUUUCUCUUUAUAUGUAUAUAAAAAAUUUUCGAAUAUUUAUAAAACAAACAAUUUCAUCAUAAUUUCAAUAUUAAAUAAAAAUCACAUGGAAAAUUUCAAA